Molecule: messenger RNA, 1077 nt
Organism: Lasiodiplodia theobromae
Lineage: Eukaryota; Fungi; Ascomycota; Dothideomycetes; Botryosphaeriales; Botryosphaeriaceae
Product: Cobalamin (vitamin B12) biosynthesis protein
Exons: 4
Coding region: 1-1077 (358 amino acids)
Cellular component (GO): cytoplasm
Source: RefSeq, a predicted model, not a curated record
AUGGACACCGACGACGAGGAAGCCCCGCCGCUGCUUGUCGACGCCAGCGUCGUCCAGGACGUAGACGACCUACCUCUUGUCAAGGUCCCCAUUACAAUCGUCACCGAGUUCGGAAACUCCGCCGACAUUGAGAAGUCGCUUACCGUCAGUAAGGACGGCGGCCAGGUCGAAGAAUGGCUGGACCUGGCCAACGGCUGUCUAUGCUGUACCGUCAAGGAUACUGGUGUCCAGGCCAUCGAGUCGCUAAUGGAAAAGCGGGGCGCUUUCGACUACAUCCUGCUCGAGACUACGGGUUUGGCCGAUCCAGGCAACAUUGCGCCGCUCUUCUGGAUAGAUGAAGGGCUGGGCAGCACCAUCUACCUGGAUGGCAUCGUCACGCUGGUCGACGCAAAGAACAUCCUCAAGAGCUUGGAUGAGCCUCCGCCCGAGACGACUGCGCAUACCGAAGAGGAUCACGACAGCAAAAGCCCCGAGCUAACCACUGCUCACCUGCAGGUCUCGCACGCAGACGUCGUGGUCAUCAACAAAGCCGACCUCGUCACCCCGGAGGAGCUCGAGAGCGUGCGACAGCGCAUCGUUGCCAUCAACGCGCUCGCCAAGAUCCACGUCACUGACCACAGCAAGGUGCCUCAGUUGGAGGGAGUGCUGCUCGACCUGCACGCCUACGACGCUGUCGAUUCUGCGCAGUUGGAUUUUGCUGCGAAGGGUCAUAGCCAUCUUGAUCCGACGAUUGCGACAAUAUCAAUACCGAUCCCUGCAUUGAGCCCGGAAGGCCUCGAGGCGCUGGACAGCUGGCUGCAAUCGCUGCUUUGGGAAGAGACAUUGCCCGAGGGAGCAUUGCCGCACAAGUUUGAAAUCCACAGAACUAAAGGACUCGUGCCGAUGCUUGACGGCUCAUUGAAACUUAUCCAGGGGGUGAGAGAGGUCUUUGAAAUCUUGGACGCUAGAGACAGUCCGUCAAGCGGGCAGCAAAAAGUCGGCGGCGACGUGGAACAGGGCGGAAAGGUGGUGUUGAUUGGAAGAGGCGUGGAAAGCGAGCUAUUCGGCCGGAGUCUGCGUAAAGCUCUUGACGCUUAG